GCAGCCUGCAGGCCACUCGGGCGUUGAUGGUGGCUGCGAUACUCCUGGGCCUUGUUGGCGUCUUCGUGGCGGUGACCGGCAUGAAAUGCAUGAAGUGCAUGGAAGACGACCAGGUGAAGAAGCUGCGGAUGGCUGUCUUGGGUGGAGUGAUCCUCAUCAUCGCAGGUUUGGCAGCACUGGUGGCCACGUCGUGGUAUGGCAACAGAGUAGCUCGGGCAUUUUACGACCCUUUCACACCCGUUAACACCAGAUUUGAGUUCGGAUCUGCUCUCUUCAUUGGCUGGGCAGCUGCUUCUCUGGCCAUCCUGGGGGGAGCAUUCCUCUGCUGCUCCUGUCCACGGAGAGAAACGUCCUAUCCACCAACCCGAGGCUACCCGAAAAAUGCCCCCUCCACAGGCAAGGAUUACGUAUAAUGAAAUGAAGAAGAGGAGCCGCCAGCACUGGUAGUGAAAGCAUUUUGGAAAGGACACUACGAUGCCGCUGUCCUGAGCAGAGUUCAGACUCUAGGUCCUGCCUUCCUCUUCUCCCAAAAAUGUGUAUAUUUUUGUAAUCAUCUUUGCUACUGGACGUAACUUCUCCUUUUUCUCCCAGCCCAUGGAGGAAGGCUAGCCUAGGUCCAUAGGUAUUGCCACUGGAAAGAUGAAACCUCCAAGCUUGGGUUAAGUUUAGUGUUUGGGAGUAAAAGGGAAAAUGAUACUUUUUUUUAGAUGGAUGUUGGUGCUUUUUUUAGUUGGUUUUUUUUUAAAAAAAUAAUAGAUGGUAACAAAUCAGUCCCAUAUCCCAUUAAGUUAGAGCCCAGUGUGGUGUGUGUAGAAAUUAAAGGAACAUAUAUAAUAUACAAAGUGAUGAAACCAAUAGCUUAAGGGGAGACAUGAUUUUAGGGAAAAGACUUUACAUGUAGGAAUGUUUGAAGAGAUCCAAAAUGUUC
Molecule: messenger RNA, 928 nt
Organism: Mesitornis unicolor (brown roatelo)
Lineage: Eukaryota; Metazoa; Chordata; Aves; Mesitornithiformes; Mesitornithidae
Gene: CLDN1
Product: claudin 1
Exons: 3
Biological process (GO): bicellular tight junction assembly; cell adhesion
Cellular component (GO): plasma membrane; bicellular tight junction
Molecular function (GO): structural molecule activity
Source: RefSeq, a predicted model, not a curated record